This is a messenger RNA of Condylura cristata (star-nosed mole), 1083 nucleotides long. RefSeq names its product deleted in lymphocytic leukemia, 7 (gene DLEU7). The transcript has 2 exons. NCBI's taxonomy places the organism in Eukaryota, Metazoa, Chordata, Mammalia, Eulipotyphla, Talpidae. The record is from RefSeq and is a predicted model, not a curated record. Bases 1 to 666 code for a protein of 221 amino acids.
AUGACCAGCCCCGCGCCCUUAGUGGCCUCCAUUAGCCAUCAAAUGGUGGCUCUGCAGACCCUGCAGUUGGUGCAGCAGGAAUGGGGAUGGGGGGAUGGUCCGGGCGCUCCCGGGGGCCUGAGCGACCCGGAUCAUUUGCCCAAUGCCCCAAAGCGACGCUCAGGCCCUUGGCGGGCCCAGCCAGGGCACUGGCGCGAGGAGGGGGGCGUGAGUAGGGGCGCCUGGAAUGGUGGAGCCGAGGCAGCUGCAAGCUACCGGGAAGUGGAGGUGGUGCGAGGCGCGGAGGGUGGCGCGGAUCUGCUGCCCUUCCCCCGGGGCCGUGGACCCUGCACCCUGGCCCGGAUGGCGAUGCGCAGCGCGCUGGCCCGCGUGGUGGACUCGACCUCCGAGCUGGUCACUGUGGAGCAGACGCUGCUGGGUCCCCUCCAGCAGGAGCGGUCCUUCCCCAUCCACCUAAAGGAUAGUGUUGAAUUUAGAAACAUCUGCAGUCAUUUGGCUCUACAAAUCGAAGGACAGCAGUUUGACAGAGAUUUGAAUGCUGCCCACCAGUGUUUGAAGACAAUAGUCAAGAAGCUGAUUCAGUCACUUGCUAAUCUUCCUUCGGAUGCCCAUGUGGUAGCCUGUGCUUCCUUGAGACAAAUUUUACAGAAUCUCCCAGAUGUAUGAGUUUAAGUACACUGGAAUUAAGACCACAGCUAGCAUUUCUAAGAGAACUGGUAUUUUACCUUCCUAACUGAACCUGGUUUGUAUUCCUAGCAAGGAGAGACUUGCUCGCAUGUAGAGCUAUCUCACCAGUACCAUUUAUAUCCUUCAUAAUAUAGCAUGUUGGUGACUGAUUUUUAAGCAGUAGUUCACAUUUUUGAGAAUGUUGAUACACUGCUGACUUUUUGACUGAAACAUAUUCUACUUUGUGGAACUGAAUGGAAAAAGAAAAUAUAUAUGUACUUCAUGUUAUCAUUUUGAUCAAAUAUCACCUUAAUCUAAAUAAUGUGGGUCUAUGAGAUUUAAUAUGAUUAUAUGUUAAAGCUUCAUGAUUCUUAAAUUGACUAAAUGGGAUAUUUCAUAAUCGAUGCAUUAUAUUUA